This is a messenger RNA of Arachis ipaensis, 2205 nucleotides long. Its product is annotated as Transducin/WD40 repeat-like superfamily protein. Gene Ontology annotation, cellular component: nucleus. NCBI's taxonomy places the organism in Eukaryota, Viridiplantae, Streptophyta, Magnoliopsida, Fabales, Fabaceae. Gene Ontology annotation, biological process: interstrand cross-link repair; protein ubiquitination. Gene Ontology annotation, molecular function: ubiquitin-protein transferase activity; protein binding. The record is from RefSeq and is a predicted model, not a curated record.
AAGAAAGAAAAGCCCGUGUACAAUUUUCAUUGGAAAUUCCAAAAAGAAGAGAGUAGGCAGUUUGGCGCCCGAGCGUGUGUUGGCUGGUUGGUUUCCCUCCUCGCAGGCUCUUAUCACCCACUUUAGGCUUAGGGCUACCCAUCCACUUCAUUUUCCGGUCACUCUCUCAUGGACAAUCCCUUCGACCACCAUGUUCCUCCGCCACACGCCACCGUCACCGCAGCUGACUACGGAGUCUCCGAUGACGACGAGGACGAAGAAGAGGAAGAGGAAGAGGAAGAGGAAGAAGAAGAAGAAGAAGAAGAUGACAACGAAGAGGACGAAGAUUCAUCGCCUAGGGCUUUGCCAGUGGCUCCUUCCACAACUUCUAAUCCACAGCCAAUUGUUAUCACCGUGGAAUCGCAGUCUCAUAGCAGCUUCGGAGACGACGACGUAAGCAACAAGCGCCGCAAAACGGAAGGCCGAGAGGCGUCGUCUUCGUCUUUGGCAAUUGAUGGCAGUCAAGGCAGCGAGUGGAACCGCACUGACAUUGACGGCCUCUUCUGCCCUAUCUGUAUGGAAGCUUGGACCAACAGCGGCGACCACCAAAUCUGUUGUCUUCCUUGUGGACACAUAUAUGGUAUGUCUUGUAUAAAAAGAUGGCUUCAACAGCGACGAAGUACAGGCAAGUGUCCACAAUGCAAUAUAAAAUGCUCAUUAAAGGAUGUGAGGAAGCUCUAUGCAUCUCAAGUAGUUACUGUUGAUGAUGAAUCUCAGAAGAAAAUUCGGUCGCUUGAAGCCAAAUGUGCUGCGCUGGAAAGUAAGGGUGCUGAUUGGUGUGCGAAAGAGGCUCUAUGGAGGAAAAGAGAAGCUGCAUACCGUCUGGAAAUUCAGAAGCUUAAAGCGCUGCUACUGGAUAUGGAGAGAAUGCAUUUUGAACUCAUAGAUGGCACUCAGGAUUAUCAGUGGAGAUCUGAAAAGGAGCAAAAUUUUAGCUUAAAGUCCCAUGUAAAAGCAUCUUUUUGCAAUUUUGCAUUACAGAAAGCAUUUAAUAUGGAUGAUGCACGAGUAUUUGAUAUGGAUGUAUCCAAUCAAAUUUUACUAAUUGCACGAAAGCCAAGGGUGAUAGGUGGAGCAGACUUUCUAACUAAAAUGAGCUUGAUACCUCCAUUCGAUAUGGAAGAUAUCUUAUUGCCUUCUACUACAGAGGGUAUUAGAGACCUACAUAUUUCUCCUUCUGAUAGAAGCCUAGCCCUCUAUGCUUCAACAGGGAAGAAGUUAUCAGUGCUCAGUGUGCAGAGCAAGAAUACUGUUGUCAACUAUGAUCUACAGGUUCCUCCUUGGUCGUGUUCUUGGGAUCUCAACAGUUCACAUUACAUGUAUGCUGGACUUCAGAAUGGUUGUGUCUUGGUGUUUGAUAUACGACAAACUGCAGGACCCAUGAAGUCUUUAGUUGGAUUGACUAGCAACCCUGUUCAUACUGUUCAUUCUCUUCUGCAAACUUCAUGUCUUCCUAACUCCAUCUUAUCUGCAUCUGCCGUUGGCCUUUGUCAGUGGAACAUUGAUUCUGAAGAAGGGCCAUUCAUGCUUCCUGAAACUGAUAACCAAGGAGUUUGUAUAUCCCUUGCCUAUUGCCCUAGCAGUGAUGACAUUGUUGUUUCAUACCGUCCGAAAUUUGACAUGUCAAUGGGUACGCAGCUUUCUCAACUAUCAUCCAGAACUGAUUAUUUCAAAAAGAUGGGUUUCUCGAAUGCCAAUCCAAGUAAAAUUCGAUUUCCAAAACAUGCUAUUAUAGACAUAGAGGGUCAAAGAAGUUUGUUUGCAGCUGUAGAUGAAGCAACGUUUGAAUUGAUCUUGCAUGAGCUGCCUUCUUUUAGCGUCAACCAACGAUUCAAACUGCCUGCUCAGGCUCGUGAUAUUAGGUACUCUCGGAGCUGUGGAAUUCUUGGCUGUUUGAGUGAGACGACAUUGCAACUUUUCUACACCAAAGUCUUGUGAAAAGGUAAUUUUAUUUUGCAAUAUUUGAAGAAAAAUGGAGUUCUUUUUGUUUUAUAAUCAUAUGAACCCGAGAAAAAUGUAGGUUGUCCUUAACCUAGAGCAGCAGAUAUUUAUUGAUUUGCAAUUUUGGAUAGAGCCUAUGUAUGCUUUGUUCGUUUUACUGUAAAUAUGCAAUGAAAACUAUAAGUGAAUGAAAGAUUGAAAAGUAUGAAAUGAAUUUGUUAGGAA